CCUGACGCUACCCGUCGCGUCGCCGUCGUCCGAGUGCGUGCCCGCUUCCAAGAUGGCGGCGACGGUGUCUGGUUUGCUGGGCCGGGCGGGCUGGAGGUUUCUGCAGCUGCGGUGCCUGCCCGCGUCCCGCUGCCGAACGCCCCUGGCACCACGUUCCUUCCACACUUCUGUGGGGCUCAGGCUUUCAGAAGAGCAGAAGCAGAAGCCACCCCCAUCUUUUUCUCAGAAGCAUUCUGAGACACAGGAGGCAGAAAUACCUGGUUCAGAGUCUCAUCGUCCGCCUCCCAGGUACACAGACCAGAGCGGUGAGGAGGAGGAGGACUAUGAGAGUGAGGAGCAGCUGCAGCACCGUAUCCUUACAGCAGCCUUGGAGUUCGUGCCCGCCCAUGGCUGGACUGCAGAAGCCAUUGCUGAAGGAGCCCAGUCUCUGGGUCUCUCCAGUGCAGCAGCCAACAUGUUUGGGAGUGACGGCAGUGAGCUGAUACUGCACUUUGUGAGCCAGUGCAAUGCUCGCCUCACCCACGUGCUAGAAGAGGAGCAGAAGCUGGUGCAGCUGGGCCAGGCAGAGAAGAGGAAGACAGACCAGUUCCUGAGGGAUGCAGUGGAAACCAGACUGAGAAUGCUGAUCCCGUACAUUGAGCACUGGCCCCGGGCCCUCAGCAUCCUCCUGCUCCCUCACAACAUCCCACCCAGCCUGAACCUGCUCACCAGCAUGGUGGAUGACAUGUGGCAUUAUGCUGGGGACCAGUCCACUGACUUUAACUGGUAUACCCGCCGUGCUGUGCUGGCUGGCAUCUACAAUACAACAGAGCUGGUGAUGAUGCAGGACUCAUCUCCAGACUUCGAGGACACUUGGCGCUUCCUGGAAAACCGGAUUAAUGACGCAAUGAACAUGGGCCACACUGCCAAGCAGGUAAAGUCCACUGGAGAAGCACUGGUCCAAGGACUCAUGGGUGCAGCAGUCACGCUCAAGAACUUGACUGGUCUAAACCAGCGCCGGUGAGAAGAAGGAGUGAACCCACAUGCCUGGAAGGAGCAGCAGAUUUAAAGACCUUGACAAGUAAGAUGUGCCAUCCACAGAACAGGAUGCUAAUGAGAACCUGCUGAAGAACUUCAGAGUCACUACUACUGCCACAGGACUUGAAACUUCAGGGUACCUGAUACUGUUCUGACCUGGGAUUGGGCCAGUUCAUCAGUUCCUAGACUAGUCCUGGCCUCCUGGUGCCUUUCUGCAUUGAAACUGUGUGAUUAAAAAAUGAGACUUUGUAGGCCAGGCAUGGUGUUGCACACCUUUCAUCCCAGCACUUGGGAGGCAGAGGUAGAAAGAUUGCUGUGAGUUCAAGGCCACCCUGAGACUACAUAAUGAAUUCUAGGUCAGCCUGGUCUACAGUGAGACCCCACUUUGAAAAACCAAAAAAGAAAAUGAAACUUUGAUCCAGGCAUUCAUGCCACAUAAACUUAGUUGUAACCAUGCCAUGUUCUUCUCACAGGCAUUUUGAUCAUGUUUGGACCUUAAAAAAGCUCUCUGGGAAACUGGCUGUACACAUGCCUAUAUUCCCAGCCACAGCAGGAUUCAGAGUUCAAGGCCUGCUUGGGCUACAUGGUGAAUUCUAGGCCUGCAUGAGCUAUGUAGUGACACCGUCUCCAAAGGAAGAAAAAAAAAUUUAACCUCAAGAAAUACUCUGGGGGACUCCUAAACCACUGUCAUGGUCUGCAGCCCCCACAAGGUGUCAGCUCAUCCACAGCUGUCACAGGGAUGUGCACACAGAGGUAGAGGCAUUCCUGCCACUGUCAUGGUCCUGAGAUGCUGCUCCUGUGGAUCCCUUCUGAAAGCUGCCUUGUGUGAGGCAGGAGCCUUCUGGACAGUCAUGCACAAUCUGGCCAGAGGUGUAACCCAGACCUGCCACCAUGUACACCAGCAUGCAUUGCAGGAUCAUUAGUGUAUUUGGAAUCUGUAAAGAUAAUAAAUAUGUUUGAAGCAGUU
This is a messenger RNA of Jaculus jaculus (lesser Egyptian jerboa), 1984 nucleotides long. It is a transcript of the gene Coq9, whose product is annotated as coenzyme Q9. The record is from RefSeq and is a predicted model, not a curated record. Gene Ontology annotation, biological process: ubiquinone biosynthetic process. The transcript is spliced from 9 exons. Lineage: Eukaryota; Metazoa; Chordata; Mammalia; Rodentia; Dipodidae. Gene Ontology annotation, molecular function: lipid binding. Gene Ontology annotation, cellular component: mitochondrial inner membrane. The coding region runs from base 53 to 1003 and encodes 316 amino acids.